CUGAAUUUGCUCCCUAAGCAAAAGAAACAGACCGACUGGCUCUGAGGGAUCUACGCUUCCAUCCCUGAACGACUGUGCGUCACCCCCGAUUUUUCCGUGACGGCAACUCAUCGACUCUCGCGACUUUUCUCGGUUUUCCAGCGGUCGAAAAGACAAAUACCCCCACACACCCGCAAACAUGUCGCGUUUCUUCUACGGUGGCGGUAGCGACAGCGAGUCCAGCUCUUCCGACGAGGAGGAGCUCUACAGCGAUCGUGAGGAGGAGGAGCAGUCCGAGGAGGAAUCCAGCGAGGAGGAGGAGGAGUCUGAGGAGGAGUCCUCGUCCGAGGAUGAGGGUGCCGGCAAGACCGGUGCCAGUGCUUUCUUGAGGGAUGCUUCUGACAGCGAGGAGAGCGAGGAUGAGGAGAAGGUGACGGUCGUCAAGAGUGCCAAGGACAAGCGGUUGGAGGAACUCGAGGGCACCAUCAAGUUGAUUGAGAAUGCUGAGAAGAUCAAUGACUGGGCGGUCAUUUCGACAGAGUUCGACAAGCUCAACCGUCAGGUUGUCAAGAUCACUCAGUCUGGCCCCGUUCCCCGCGUCUACGUCAAGGCCGUUGCCGACCUCGAGGAUUUCGUCAACGAGACCGUCACGAAGCAGAAGUCGGCGAACAAGAAGAUGAACGCCAGCAACUCCAAGGGUUUCAACGCCGUUAAGCAACGGAUCAAGAAGAACAACAAGGACUACGCCGCCCAGAUCGAGAAGUACCGCAGCAACAAGGACGGUUAUUUGGCUGGUGCCGACGAGGACGCCCGCCCCGUCGUCAGCGCCCCUCGUCUCACCAAGGUCGAGCGCGUCGAGGCUCCUGUUGCCGUUGCUCCUGCCACUGCCGAUGCCGAUGAUGGCUUUGCCACUGUCGGACGUGGUGGUAAGACCCUUCAGUACACCCCUGAGAGCAUCCUCAAGCACCUCCGUGUCAUCGUCGAGUCUCGCGGAAAGAAGAACACCGAUCGUCUCGAGCAGAUCCGCACCAUGGAAAAGCUUUUGGAGGUUGCCCAGAAUCCUUACCAGCGCAUCCGUAUCUACCUCACCCUCAUCUCCACCCGCUUCGACCUCACCUCUUCUUCCUCCGGCAACUACAUGGCCGUUGACCAGUGGAAGUUCGCCGAACAAGAGUUCGCUACUCUUCUGUCUGUUCUCGAGAACAACCGCGACUACGUCGUGACCGAGGGUGCCGAAGAGUGGGAGGAUGACGAGAAGCAGCCCCAGCCUGCCGCCGGCGAGACCCUCCACAUCCCCGGCAGCAUCGUCUCUUACGUUGAGCGCUUGGAUGACGAACUCACCCGCUCUCUUCAGAACAUCGACCCCCACACCGCCGAAUACAUUGACCGCUUGGGUGACGAGAAGCAGCUGUACGCCAACCUGGUCCGCACCCAGACCUACGUUGAGGGACUCAGCACUGCCGAGAAGAGCGACCCCAGACAGGACAGCAUCAACAGAGUCGUCAUGCGGAGAUUGGAGCACAUCUACUUCAAGCCCUCCCAGGUCGUCACCAUCCUGGAGGAGGCCACGUGGAAGGCUCUUCCCACCGAGUUGGACACUAAGAUCACCCCUCGUGCUAACGCCGGUGAUGUGACCGAACUCGUCCAGAGUCUCUGCAACUACCUCUUCAAGAACAGUGAUGGUAUUAUCCGGGCCCGUGCGAUGCUGUGCCAGAUCUACUUCCUCGCCCUCCACGAUCAGUACUACCGCUCUCGCGACCUGAUGCUCAUGUCCCACUUGACGGAGAACAUCGCCAACUUCGACGUCAGCACCCAGAUCCUCUUCAACCGCACCCUUGUCCAGAUCGGUCUGUGUGCUUUCCGUGCCGGACUUAUCUACGAGGCCCAGACUACUCUCUCUGAGGUCUGCGGCAGCGGCCGUCAGAAAGAGCUGCUGGCUCAGGGCAUCAUCCUCCAGCGCUUCUCCACUGUCUCCCCCGAACAGGAGCGUCUGGAACGCCAGCGUCAACUUCCCUUCCACAUGCACAUUAACCUGGAACUCCUUGAGUGCAUCUAUCUUACGUCGAGCAUGUUCUUGGAAGUUCCGCUCAUGGCUCAGACCUCUUCCUCUCCUGAGAUGAAGCGCCGUGUCAUCUCCAAGACCUUCCGCCGUAUGCUCGACUACAACGAGCGACAGGUCUUCACCGGUCCCGCUGAGAAUACCCGUGAUGGUGUCAUCAUGAGUGCCAAGUUCCUUGCCGCCGGUGACUGGAAGAAGGCCGCUGAGAUGCUCAACUCCAUCAAGAUCUGGGAUCUGAUGCCCCAGCCCGAGAAGGUCAAGGAGAUGCUGUCCCAGCAGAUCCAGGAGGAGGGUCUCCGCACAUACCUCUUCACCUACGCUCCCUUCUACGACAGCUUGUCGAUCGCCACCCUGGCCACCAUGUUCGAGCUUCCUGGCAAGAAGAUCCAAGCCAUCAUCAGCCGGAUGAUCUCCCACGAGGAAUUGGCGGCGGCACUGGACCAGGUCAACGACGCCAUCGUCUUCCGCAAGGGCGUCGAGCUGUCGCGUCUCCAGUCCCAGAUCGUGACUCUGGCCGACAAGUCGAUGAACCUCCUGGAGGCCAACGAAAAGACUCUCGAGCAGCGUACUCAAGGCAUGGCCAACGCCUUCCAGCGCGAUCAGGGCGCCGGCGCCCGUGGUGGCCGUGGUCCUCGAGGUGCUGGUCAAACCCGGGGCGGUCCCCGGUUGCCUGGUCAACAGGGCGGCCGCCGCCCCGGUGGCCAGCAGUUCAGCGGUGGUGCAUUGGGCGGAGCAAUCAAGGCAUAAAAGAAAUGUUUUGUUAAUGGCAAAUUGAUUUUAUUUUCAUGGUUCUAAUGCUCAAACUUUCUUCAUUUUCUGGGAUUUUCCUCCCCCUGCAGCUUAACGUACGAUAUUCCAUGUGCUGUUUUUCUACCUCAUCCUUUCUCGUCAUGGCUAUUUUACCUUUUUUGGCUGGGGCGACUGCUAUCUUUGUCCUUUCUCUUCCUCACCUUUCGACCUCCACCCAGCACUUUCCUACCACUCUGCAGAUGAAUGUGACGUUUAGAAUAGAUGAGGGUAGUACAAAAACAAAUCUAGGACAUGAACAAUUCAAC
This is a messenger RNA of Aspergillus homomorphus CBS 101889, 3093 nucleotides long. RefSeq names its product translation initiation factor eIF3 core subunit c (gene nip1). Bases 179 to 2785 code for a protein of 868 amino acids. NCBI's taxonomy places the organism in Eukaryota, Fungi, Ascomycota, Eurotiomycetes, Eurotiales, Aspergillaceae. Gene Ontology annotation, molecular function: RNA binding; translation initiation factor activity; translation initiation factor binding. Gene Ontology annotation, biological process: translational initiation. The record is from RefSeq and is a predicted model, not a curated record. Gene Ontology annotation, cellular component: eukaryotic translation initiation factor 3 complex. The transcript has 2 exons.